AGGUCUCGCUCCCCUUCCCCAUCCAAUCUUGCUCAGUUUCGUCGAAGGGAUCGCCGAAAGUGGUUUGACAUCUUUGAAGGUCGGUGGUGGUCGCCCAGGAAAUGUCAAGUGUUGUCCCAAGAUGGUUCCAACAUCAAGUUCAAGGGCUCGUCAUGGCCAGUGAUGCCCACCUUUAGGCUUGAUAAAAAAAAGGCAAAAGGCGACUUAUUACAACGGAAAUUCCUCUCCCAUCGAAGAGUGACAUGGCCAACAUGACAUCCGCUUUCCCGAUUCAUUCGCUCAACAUCACAUCUUACGCAUCUUUUAAUGGAUCUCAUUUAUAUCCAUUAGAAUUCCAGCACAGUUUUACCACUUUCACCACCUUUACCACGACUCCCGCAUCAGCUGACGAGGGAAUUCAGGGUCUCUCGUCAACGUCGACCUCUGACUCUCUACAAUGCCCUACUUUCACCAAGGAGGACUCCGAGUUCAAGGUGGCAUUCUCGUUUUGGGUGGAGGGCGUGAUUCAGGUCAUUCUGGCAGGUUUUGGCAUCCUGGGGAAUAUUCUAUCCUGUUUUGUACUAACCCGGAAGGAGAUGAGGAACUCGUUCAAUCUGUUAUUGGUCACACUGGCCACCUUUGACACGUGUUAUCUGAUUGGCGCCAUUCUUGAGAGUCUGCGGAAGAGCUUUCACUCGGCAUCUGAUGUGCACAUCUUGAUGUUUCCUUAUUUCCUGUACCCAUUGUAUCAGACCUCGAUGGCGGGCAGCAUCUUCAUGACGGUAGCGAUUGCGUUUGAGCGAUAUUCCGCCGUUCACCUGCCUGUCAACUACAGUCAGUCAUUAAAUGAUGCCCACGCAAUGAAACGGAGAUUGCUGAAGUACAUCAUCCCUGUGUGCAUUUUGUCAUUCCUGUUGAACGUUCCCAAGUUUCUGGAGGCGGAAAUUAAGUACCAAAAAGUGACAAUGGUCCCCACCACUCUCUCGGAAAAUGACCAGAGCGAGACGUUUUUUGAUGGAGUGGAGUCAACAUCAACCGACAUUUUGAAUAAUGGCUCAUCCACCGACACGACGGCCUUUUACAUGAAACCCGUCUUGAGCAUCACGCCCUUGAGGAUGCACCCAUUGUAUUCGAACUAUAAUAAUUGGAGUCGGUUGUUCGUCUUGGGCAUAAUUCCUUUCGCCCUCCUCGUCUUUUUCAACGUCAAGAUCUACAGCGCUAUCAAGGCAAGGAAAAAGCGAAAGCAGCAAAGAUUAGCGGCCUCAACAAUUGCUACUGCCCAUCCCGCCAUUCCGGCCAGUGUGUGUGGCUCAGCCCAGGCGAGAGAGUCCAGUUCGCCACCACGUGUUCAACAUUUGCACGUGGAAUCAGGAGAGAAAACAAAGGACCAUUUAAUGAUUGAAUGCACGCCAUUAGAGAUCGGGGCUGACAAUGCCAGCUCGUUGGAAAACGAAUCCCAGCUCUUGGGCGAGCGGUCAAGCCAAAAUGGGAAAUCCAAUGGAUUAAGUCGGGGUCUUCGGAAAUCCAAUUGUUCCCUCAGGAAGGCCAGAAUGGAGAGAAGGAAAUCGGAGGAUGAGAAAACCAGCCACAAGAUUCAUGUUUCACCCAGUCCCUCCCUUGUCCUACGCCCGUGUCAGGCGAGCAAUGAUAAACCGCCCCUCGCUGUGUCAGAGAACAUUCAAGAGCUCGAUUCUUUGGAAGAGACCCCCAUCAAGCGGGAGCUAAAGAUAGCGUCAGAUACGUCCAAUAGUGAUUUGGAGCCCAAAGUUAAGAACAAAGGCCUCUAUGCCCGCAUUCGGGCAUUGAACGCUUUCAUGCCCCAUCCCAAUCGGGCCACCUCUCAAAGGCGGAGUGAAGACAACUUGGCCGCCAUCUUCAUGGGGAUCAUUCUGAUCUUUUUGAUAUGCCAUUUCCCCCGUGUUAUGAUGAAUAUUCAUGAACUAGCUAUCAUCCAUCGAUCGGCCAGCUGCGCCGAGGCUGAUCGACCUCAAUUCUCGUUAUGGUCCCUGAUCAUGAUCUCCGUGAGCCACGUGUUCUUGGUUUUGAAUUCGGCCACGAAUAUGAUCGUGUAUUGUCUCCUCAGUCUCAAGUUCCGCAGUGAGUGUGUCAAGAUCCUCUCGUCCGUGUGGAUUCGGAAGUAAGGAAAGGCACGAAGUGUAUUAUUGCCAAUGAUUGUUAUUGGACAGCAUCUCUUUCCUCUGUCAUAAUACCAUCACUAUGAAUUCGUUUUCUAACUGUGGCUGUCAAAAAUAUAUGCUUGCACAAACAAAAAGAUAUCACAGCAAUUCAUUCUCAUAAAGCAUGGCGUGUCUGCCCUUGUCAUCUGCCAAGAGCGCAACCACCCUAACUUAUAACACGCAUCAAGCAAGUUGUCCCCAAAAA
Molecule: messenger RNA, 2361 nt
Organism: Tigriopus californicus
Lineage: Eukaryota; Metazoa; Arthropoda; Copepoda; Harpacticoida; Harpacticidae
Exons: 5
Coding region: 243-2120 (625 amino acids)
Biological process (GO): G protein-coupled receptor signaling pathway
Cellular component (GO): membrane
Molecular function (GO): G protein-coupled peptide receptor activity
Source: RefSeq, a predicted model, not a curated record